Rosa rugosa (rugosa rose) is the source of this 1573-nucleotide messenger RNA. RefSeq names its product serine/threonine-protein kinase OXI1. Gene Ontology annotation, cellular component: cytoplasm; nucleus; plasma membrane. Gene Ontology annotation, biological process: protein phosphorylation. Lineage: Eukaryota; Viridiplantae; Streptophyta; Magnoliopsida; Rosales; Rosaceae. Gene Ontology annotation, molecular function: ATP binding; protein serine/threonine kinase activity. The record is from RefSeq and is a predicted model, not a curated record. Bases 240 to 1553 code for a protein of 437 amino acids. The transcript is spliced from 2 exons.
AACAGACUCCCCCCAAGGGGUCUCCGCCACGUCACACUCCCACGUGUCCGCAUCACAACGCACCACUCCACCAAAUGCCACAUUUAAUGCACCACACCAACAACCCCACAAGCGCUGGCCCCCACUCCUUGAAUCCUUCUUCAGCAAGACUUCCAAGCCAGCUCUGAGAACUUGUCUAUAAAACCGCCCACAACUCCAGAACCUCCCAAAUUUCUGGUUACCCCAAGUCGUCCUCCACCAUGGAUCAAGAAGAACGCCAGCGCGGCGGCGACGACGCCGUUUCGGUGCCGAGCUUCAAUUUCCAGCGCCUCAAAGUCAUCUCGCCGCUCGGCCGCGGAGCCAAGGGCGUCGUGUUUUUGGUGAAAGACCAAGAGACGGAGGAGCUCAUGGCCUUGAAGGUAAUUUCCAAGGACUUGAUCCACCGCAAGGGCAAGGAUGGCGACGGCGACGAGUACCGCCGAGUCUGCUUCGAGCAGCAAGUACUACGUCGUUUUGAUCACCCGCUCCUCCCGAAACUGCAUGGAGUCCUCGACACUGAGAAGCUCGUCGGUUACGCCAUAAAUUACUGCCCCGGCCGCGAUCUCAAUUCCCUCCGGAAGAGGCAGACGGAGAGGAUGUUCUCCGAUGACGUCAUCAGGUUUUACGCGGCGGAAUUGGUUCUGGCAUUGGAGUAUUUGCACGGUUUAGGAGUGGUUUACCGGGAUUUGAAGCCGGAAAACGUUAUGAUCCAAGAAAACGGCCACAUUAUGCUCGUGGAUUUCGAUCUUUCAACCAAACUCUCGCCGCCGAUCAAGACUCCCCAACCAGCUCCGAGAUCGAAUUCCGUAUCCAAAUCCGCUUCCGUCCACAAGACGAAGAAGAAGCGCUCGUCACUCUUCCACAGCUUCUGCAAUUCGGGAAUUUCGCCGGACGAUUUCAUCGCACCGGCCGAAACCGAAACCAAUGCGAAGCCAGAUAACAGAACCGAUUCGGACACGUCGGGGAAGUCGAACUCGUUCGUCGGAACGGAGGAGUACGUGGCGCCGGAGAUCAUAUCCGCCAAAGGCCACGGCUUCGAAGUCGACUGGUGGUCCCUGGGAGUCUUACUAUACGAAAUGCUGUACGGUACGACGCCGUUCAGAGGCUCCAACCGGAAGGAGACGUUUUACCGGAUACUGACCAAGGCCCCGGAGCUGACGGGCGAAGCGACGCCGUUAAGGGACCUGAUCAAGAACCUGCUGGAGAAGGAUCCGAAGCAGAGAAUCGGGUUGGAUGAAAUCAAGGGCCACGAGUUUUUCAGAGGAAUCCGCGGACGGUGGGAUUCGGUGGCGCAACUCCCGAGGCCGCCGUAUAUCCCCGAGGAGGUGAGCGAGGGUACGGAUGGAAAUAAGAAAAUAGACGUGGAGUCCGUGGUGGAGGGAAUAUUCGGAAAUGGCGGUGGAGAGGAGGAGAAUAAGAAUAACCAUAAAUAUGAGGAGGUGGAGGUGGAGGUGGAGAAUGUGAAUAAAAGGGUGUGGAAGGAAGAACUUAAUCACCACCACCCCACUCAACCUGAUGCCUUCUCUGUUUUCUAACAAAUUCUUUUAUUUCUUUA